Molecule: messenger RNA, 3312 nt
Organism: Drepanopeziza brunnea f. sp. 'multigermtubi' MB_m1
Lineage: Eukaryota; Fungi; Ascomycota; Leotiomycetes; Helotiales; Drepanopezizaceae
Biological process (GO): mitotic chromosome condensation
Cellular component (GO): condensed chromosome; condensin complex
Source: RefSeq, a predicted model, not a curated record
AUGCCGUCUCGAGUCUCCUCCUCGCGAACAUCCCGCGCAUCAGGUGUCUCCCAUAAGGCCUCCGCCCAAACCCUCAACUCCCGCGCAUCUACCGCAUCGCGCAUCUCCACCCCUAACAUCGAAACCCCCGAAUCCCCUGAGAAUGAACUCCGCACGCAAAUCUCCUCCAUCUUCCGAGACGCGCAGCGCACCACUGCUGGCCACCGCAAGCUCGUCAUUAACCUGCGCAAGAUCCAGGAAGCCUGCUGCUACGAGCCAACGGCCAGCAGCAGCAGUAGGAAAAAGACCGGCGCCGAGGACUUUGACGAAGAACAGUUCACAGCGGAGCUCACGCGAUGCGUGCUCCGCGUCAUGCCGGUCAAGAAAAGCGAAAGCGUGGGCGAGCGUGCGAUCCGCUUCAUCGGCUCGUUUCUGCGGUAUGCGAGCGAGAAGGACAACGAGCUGUUCACGGAGGGCGACGACGACCACGCUAUGAUGGAGACGCCGAGUACGAGACUCAUAACGCACUUGAUGAAUGCCGUGCUGCCGCUGCUGACGGCCAAGGAGAAGUUUGUGCGGUAUAGGAGCACGCAGCUGAUUUCGCAUGUAAUCAACAGUCUGGAAGCGAUUGACGAUGAUCUGUUUCAGUUGCUGAGGCAUGGAUUAUCAAAGCGGAUUCACGACAAGGAGGCCAUGGUUAGGGUGCAGGCUGUGCUGGGGCUGGGCCGGCUGGCGGGGAACGAAGUUGAAGGGGAGGCGGCGGAUAGCGAUGAUGAUGAGUCAGGGUCGGGAUUGUUAGAGCGGCUGCUGGAUGUGCUGCAGAAUGACCCGAGUGCUGAUGUGAGGAGGUCGCUUUUGGUCAAUCUUCCGAUUCUGCCAAAUACGCUGCCAUUCUUGCUAGAGAGAGCACGGGACCAGGAUCCGGCUACACGACGAGCCCUUUACUCGAGACUUCUGCCUUCCUUAGGCGAUUUCAGGCAUUUGUCGUUGUCUAUGCGUGAGAAGCUCUUGCGGUGGGGUCUCAGAGAUAGAGAUGAGAAUGUGCGAAAGGCAGCCGGAAAGCUGUUCCGAGAACGCUGGAUCGAGGACUGUGCUAGUACUGUUGAGCUCGAAGAGGGCGCUGAUCCAGCUAAUGUAGAGGCCAAGCCUGUCGACUUUGAGGGACUUCUGGAAUUGCUCGAGCGUAUCGAUGUGGUGAACUCGGGCGUCGAAAACGGAGUUGCAUUGGAGGCCAUGAAGGGCUUCUGGGAAGGACGACCAGAUUACCGGGAUGAAGUCACGUUCGAUGACAACUUCUGGGACACCUUGAGUGCUGAAGCCGUCUUCAUGGCCCGAAGUUUCAAUGACUUUUGCAGGCAUGAAGAUAAUGGGAAAUUCGAAUCUCUAAUUGAGGAGAAGAUGCCUGAAGUCACGAAGCUUGCAUUUUACCUCGAACGAUACAUCACUGUUUUGGUCGAGGCUCUUAAGCGAGUCAACGGCUAUGAGCCAAACGAAGAGGAUGAAGACGAGGAGGACACAGUCGAGCAAGAAUUCAUUGUUGAGCAGCUCUUACAUAUUGCCAAAACUCUUGAUUACUCUGACGAAGUUGGGCGAAGAAAGAUGUUCGCGCUUCUCCGUCAAUCGCUCUCCAUCCCAGAUCUUCCAGAAGAGGUCACCAAACUCACUGUCGAAGUGCUACGAGGCAUCUGUGCCGGUGAUGCUGCCGGAGAGCGAGAGUUCGUCAGCAUUGUCUUGGAAGCUGUCGCUGAUGUCCACGACACGAUCAUGGAUGAGCCAGCAUCCGAUGAAGCUGAUGAAAGCUUCCAUUCCGCAAAAUCCGAGAUCAGCGGCGAAGGCACACCCACCAAAUCCAGAAAAGCCUCUCCAGAGACCGAGGAAGAAAACGAAGAGAAAGCUAUCCGUGAGAUCAUGGUCAAUAUGAAAUGCCUCCACAUCGUGCAAUGUAUGCUCGAGAACGUGGAGGGUAACCUCCAACAGAACGUCGACCUAGUAGCAAUGCUCAACAACCUCGUCGUCCCCGCAGUCCGCAGCCACGAAGCCCCUAUCCGCGAACGUGGCCUCCUCUGUCUAGGUCUUUGCUCCUUGCUUGACAAAUCCCUCGCAGAGGAAAAUCUGACUCUCUUUAUGCACUUUUUCAGUAAAGGGCACGCUGCGCUACAAAUCACCGCCCUCCAGAUCCUGACCGAUAUCCUCAAUCAGCACGGCGCCCACCUUCUGGACAGUAACCCUACUCUCCUCAAGGUAUACCUGAAAGCCUUGAAAUCAGGCAACAAGACUCCCGAGGUGCAAGCAGCAGCCACUAUGGCCGUCGCAAAACUCAUGCUCGGCCGCGUCAUUUCCGACGCUUCUCCUGCUAUCGACGACUUGCUUAAGACGCUCAUAGUCUUGUACUUUGACCCCAGCACAGCGCAUAACCAAGGCGUGCGCCAGACCCUCUCCUACUUCCUCCCCGUCUACAGCUUCUCCCGAAAAGAGAACCAGGAGCGCAUGCAGAAAGUCUCUCUCGACGCCCUGCACAAGCUCUUUGAAAUCCAGGAGACGCUCGACGAUGACGGUGAGGCAGAGACGGACAUGGUGAGUCUGAGUACCAUCGGCGCGCACCUGAUCGACUGGACGGAUCCACGAAAGUGUUAUGUGCCGGGUAGCCAGAUGACGCUGGAAGAGAGCGCGAAGAAGGCUGUGAACGGGGACGUGCAUUUGGAAUUUGCACGGUCGUUACUAGAGAGGCUGGAGAGUGGUGCUAGUCGAGAAGAGAAGAAAACUUUCGCCCCUCUCCUCGCCAAACUACACAUCUCGCCCGCCUCGACCCCGCUCCUUCUCCGCGCGCUUUACGCAGAGGUCUCGACCGCCAUCGACGAGAAGCUCGUCGCGGAUGCGACAGGCCGCAACGCACUUUUCAAGAUCCAUGUCUCGCUUGGCAAGAUUGUGAACGCGCUCAAGGAGGACGAUGAGGAGUUGCUGCAGGCGCAGCUGACGCUGAAUUUCAGAGGGAGUGCGGGGAGUUCGGGGAGUGUUCGUGGGGGGAGUAGGGUAGCGAGUGCUGCGAUGAGUGUUGGGCAGGAGGAGCAAAUUAAGGUCGCAGGGAGUAUGGAGGGUAAAAAUGAUGAGAGGGAAGGGGAAGGAGAAGGAGAAGGGGAGAAGUCAACGAAAGUUGAACAGGAGGCGGACGGCGAGGAAGAUGAGAGCGAUGAAGGUGGUGAGGGCACUAUAAUAGCGAAUCCUGUCCAGAACCGGGAGAGGAGCAGCCACACGCGGGAUUCGCUCGUGAGCGAACUGUUGAGCGAUGAUGGAGAUGGGGAUGGAGAUGGGGAUGUAGAUAUGGGCGGUGUUUGA